GUCGGGCGUUCCAGGGACCGAAGCGUCCUCAAAGUCAAAACUGUCCAAGGACGAGGAAAGUAACCGGACGGUUGACAAAAAACAGUCCGAGGUCUUUGCCGCAGCAGGCAAGCUUCCCAACGACACCAACAACAACAGCAGCAGCUGUGGGGCUGACGACGAGGAUGAAGACGAGAUGGACGAUUACGACAACGACGGCCUGGGGGAUGAUACCUGUGACGACAUGGAUGACCUCAGAGACUCGGCCAGUGUCGGAAGUGACGUCAGCGGUUUGGUAUCGCCUGCCUUGAUUGGCGGAGGUAAGUAA
Molecule: messenger RNA, 307 nt
Organism: Lymnaea stagnalis (great pond snail)
Lineage: Eukaryota; Metazoa; Mollusca; Gastropoda; Lymnaeidae
Source: the annotation of a GenBank genome assembly